ACUCCGCUUUCUCCGUCUCUUUAAAACCUCCAUACUUAAUACUCCUCACCCCUGUUGCGUGAUAUUAAAAACCAUUUAACAAGAGAGAUAGAGAGGGAUUAGAAGAGUUGCUAGAUUGGGUUCUUCCUUUUACUACUUUUUCGUUGAUUCCAAGGUGGCUGCUUCAGUUUUAUUGCUUUUGAGAUGGUAAAAUGAAGAUGUCGAAGUUGCAGGAUGAUCAAUUAGGAAAUUGGUGCUUGACUUGAUGCUUUGCUAUGAGGACCCCUGCAGGGUGUGACAGAUAUUCUUGCUGAAGUUUACAUCAUUUUGUGAUAAGGGCUUUUUUUGUGGAAAUUUGAAGUUUACUGUUCUGGCGUAGCAGAUUUGAUACAUACUGAUGCACGAAGUGGUACCACAUUUUUGUCAGAAGAAGAAUAUGCAAACUCCUGUUCGAAAAAGGUUACCUAGUGGAUUGUCUAAAGAUCUGUGGCUUGUGGCGAGGGAGGGAUCUUUAUCUGAUGUAGAUUUGGCAUUGGCAUGGCUUAAGAAGAGUGGUGGAAAUGUCAAUGCAAGGAAUUCGUUUGGCCUCACACCUCUUCAUAUUGCAACCUGGAGAAACCACGUUCCUAUUGUUAGAAGGCUACUUGCAGCUGGUGCAGACCCUAAUGCUAGGGAUAGUGAAUCAGGAUGGAGUAGCCUUCAUAGAGCUAUGCAUUUCGGCCACCUCACAGUUGCUAGUGUGCUUCUUCAGUCUGGUGCUUCUAUCACAUUGGAGGACUCUAAAUCCCGAACGCCUAUAGAUCUUGUAUCCGGACCUGUGCUUCAGGUUGUUGGGGAUGGAGACGAUUUAGUUGCUACAGAGGUCUUUAGCUGGGGGAGUGGUGUGAAUUAUCAGCUGGGGACUGGAAAUGCACAUAUUCAGAAGCUACCAUGCAAAGUUGACACACUCUAUGGUUCUUAUGUUAAAUUGGUUUCUGCUGCAAAAUUCCAUAGUGUAGCAGUUACUGAUCGAGGUGAAGUCUAUAGCUGGGGAUUCGGGAGAGGUGGCCGUCUUGGGCAUCCUGAAUUUGAUAUACACAGUGGUCAAGCUGCAGUUAUUACUCCUCGGCAAGUGAGCUCCGGUUUAGGGGCACGCCGAGUUAAAACAAUUUCUGCAGCUAAGCAUCACACUGUUGCUGCUACACAGGCUGGGGAGGUUUUUACUUGGGGUUCCAAUAGAGAGGGUCAACUUGGCUAUACAUCUGUUGAUACUCAACCUACACCCAGGAGAGUUAGUUCUUUAAGGGCAAGAAUAGUUGCUGUUGCCGCAGCAAACAAGCACACUGCUGUUAUUUCCGAUUCUGGUGAGGUGUUCACUUGGGGCUGCAAUAAAGAGGGACAGCUUGGUUAUGGCACCUCUAACUCUGCUUCAAACUACACUCCAAGAUUAGUUGAAUACUUGAAGGGCAAGGUUUUCAAUGCAGUUGCUGCUGCCAAGUAUCACACAAUUGUUUUGGGAAGUGAUGGUGAGGUAUUCACUUGGGGUUACCGACUUGUUACCCCAAGACGUGUUGUUAUUGCUAGAAAUACGAGGAAACUUGGGAACACUCUUCUGAAGUUUCACAGGAAGGAGCGCCUUCAUGUUGGUGCCAUAGCUGCUGGGGUGACGCAUAGCAUGGCUCUAACUGAUGAUGGGGCCCUUUUUUAUUGGGUGUCAUCAGAUCCUAGUCUCCGUUGCCAGCAGUUAUAUUCGCUAUGUGGGAGAAGCAUUGUUAGCAUCUCAGCUGGGAAGUACUGGACUGCUGCUGCUACUGACACUGGUGAUGUUUAUAUGUGGGAUGGAAAGAACAGAAAAGAUGAACCACCUAUUGCAACUAGGUUACAUGGUGUGAAAAAGGCAACUUCAAUUUCAGUAGGAGAGACACAUCUACUGAUUAUUAGUUCUCUCUAUCAUCCUACAUAUCCUAAAAUUGUCAAGGGUUCUCAGAAGGUCAAGCAAAAGGUCAAGAUUGAAACAGAUGAAUUCGAUGAAGGUUUUAUUUUUAAUGAUCUAGAGUCUGACGAUGUCUCAUCCAUUGACCCAAAGGAAGGCAUCGUGAAGACCGUGCCAAGCUUAAAAACUUUGUGUGAAAAAGUCGCAAUAGAGUACUUGUUGGAGCCACGAAGUGCUAUUCAGCUGCUAGAAAUUGCAGAUUCACUUGGAGCAGAUGACCUAAGGAAGCAUUCUGAGGAGAUUGCUAUUCGCAACCUUGAUUACAUUCUUGCUGUCUCAACGCAUACUUUUACCAACACUUCGUUGGACAUAUUGCUCAGCCUUGAAAAACUGCUGGAUUUGAAGUCAACUGAAUCAUGGUGUUAUCGUCGGCUUCCAACCCCGACAGCCACCUUCCCUGCCAUCAUCUAUAGUGAAGAAGAAGAAGAUAGUGACAAUGAAUUUCUUAGGAAACGUGACACCUGUAUACAGAGACCAUCCUCCAUGGCAGAGAGAGCUGUAAGAUUAGAUGGCUUUUUGCAGUGUAAUGAUGAUGCCAAGGAAGCAGUUUCCAAACAGGUUCGAGCUUUGAAAAAGAAGUUACAGCAGAUUGAGAUGCUUGAAGAGAAGCUGUUGAAAGGUCAUUCCCUGGAUGACCAGCAAAUGAAGAAACUCCAGACCAGGAAAGAUUUGCAGAGCUCGCUUGAUGAACUUGGUGUGCCUAUGGAGACUCUUCAGGCAAAAGCUUCUUCUUCUGUUUCUGUUGAUGGUAAAGGCUGUAAAAAAGUAGUGUCCAAAAAGCAAAGAAGAAAGAGCAAAAACAGGGCAGGAAAAGUUGAAGAGGCAUCUGGUAAUUGUGGAAAGAUUGAUCACUUGGAUCCCACAAAGACUUGUGUGGAAGUUGAAUCAUCUCAUAGUAAGCACAAGGAUGAAAGUGGAGAUCUUGAGGGAUUUGCAGAUAAACAAUUUCCUGAAGAUUCUACUAGCAUUACGAAAAAUUUGGCAGAAGUUGAAAGAAAUAAUCGUUCAUUGCAUUCUGUGUCAAAGAAGAAGAACAGAAAAGGCGGGCUUUCUAUGUUCUUGAGUGGUGGUCUUGAUGAUGCUCCAAAAUGUACUGCACCUCCUCCAUCAGUGCUCAAAUGUGAGGGUCCUGCUUGGGGUGGUGCUAAGAUUUCUAAGGGUUCCUCCUCUCUGCGUGAGAUACAGGAUGAGCAGAGUAAAAUAAAGGCAAUAAAGCCCGCAAAGUCCAACGAUCUUGUGGAACAUAUUACUGAUGGAAGCAGUGGCACCAAGAUUCGGUUAGGUUCAUUUCUGCCCUCCAAUCCGAUACCUGUUGUUGCAACACAGACGACUCAAGCUUCUGAUGGAGAAAGAAACACACCACCUUGGGCUGCAUCAGGGACUCCACCUUCUCUUUCUCGUCCGUCUCUCAGGGACAUCCAACUGCAACAGGGAAAACAUCAGCAAUCUCUUUCCAGUCCAAAAACGAGAACCACUGGCUUUUCAGUGGCAGGUGGCCAAGGUUCACCAUCAGACUCCGGUGGUCUGAACAGGUGGUUCAAGCAGGAGGUCGAGACACCUUCAUCUAUUCGCUUGAUUCAGAUAGAGGAAAAGGCAAUGAAAGACCUUAAGCGCUUCUACAGCAGCGUGAAGAUCAUGAGGAACCCAUCAUGAGAAGACCAUCAUGUCUUUUCUGACUGUAAAUUCCUUUUAUCUAUUCUUAGUCAGGAUUUCAAUGUAAAUUAACUGUACAGAUCAUUUUAUUCUCCACCUAGGGCAUUGUAACAGUGUUGCUAGUUGGCCAAUGGUUUUUUAUCUUCAUUUUUAUUGUUUUGGUUUCUUCA
Messenger RNA from Coffea eugenioides, 3774 nucleotides. RefSeq lists its product as uncharacterized. The record is from RefSeq and is a predicted model, not a curated record. The transcript is spliced from 11 exons. Bases 377 to 3604 code for a protein of 1075 amino acids. Gene Ontology annotation, molecular function: protein binding. Lineage: Eukaryota; Viridiplantae; Streptophyta; Magnoliopsida; Gentianales; Rubiaceae.